GUUUUUUUCCCGGACGCUUGUGCCUGUAGCGUACAGGAUUGGAGUGGGGAUCCUUUUGCGACGGGAGCGGUGUGAAAUUGAUCAAGCACUGUUCGGCAAGGAGUCUUCAUGUUAAGGUGAUGGUGGAUUGGGAGGAAUUUUGAAAGAAACAUAAUAAAAUCUGACGGCUUGUUGUAGUGUGUUGGAGGAGGCUCAAGACUAGAACGCACUUGCCCGAUGCUAUGACUUGAGAGAGGGUGGUGGGACCGUGGGAGUAGGGUAUCCAGCGAGUCGUGCGACCUACUGUUGGAACUUGAGCAUCCUGUAGUGAAGGUGGUGGUGAUUGUGGGACUCAUAGGGUUGGAUCUCAGUCUGGUUUUGGCGUUUUGCUGUGGACAGGGAAGGAAGAAGAGCAGAGGUUGUGGUGUUUGUUGGAGUGUUGAAGGUGCUGAUUGGCGUGGAGUUGCUGUUCGGUUGGAGCUUGGAGUUUAGAGGAAAGAUUUCGUGAUGAGCAGCCGCAGCCCGCCGCCGAAGGACCGCAGGAUGCGUACCGAACGCACUUCAUACCGUGAUGCGCCGUAUCGGAGGGACAGCCGCCGUGGUCCAAACAGGUUUCAGAAUGAUUUGUGCAACAACUGUAAGCGUCCUGGGCAUUUUGCUAGAGAGUGUCCUAGCGUGGCUGUCUGCCAUACCUGUGGGCUUCCUGGGCACAUUGCAGCUGAGUGUUCUUCCAAAGGUAUCUGCUGGAACUGCAAAGAACCUGGCCACAUGGCUAACAGCUGCCCAAAUGAAGGGUUAUGCCGUAACUGCGGCAAGUCUGGCCACAUUGCAAGAGACUGCACUGCUCCGCCAUUGCCACCUGGAGAAGUGAUCCUUUGCAGCAACUGCUACAAACCAGGUCAUUUUCGUGAGGAAUGCACCAAUGAGAAGGCCUGCAACAACUGUCGGCAGAGUGGCCAUCUUGCCCGCAACUGCACCAAUGAUCCUGUUUGCAACCUGUGCAAUGUUGCUGGUCAUUUGGCCCGUCAGUGCCCCAAGUCUGAUACAUUGGGUGAGCGGGGUGUGCCACCUCCCUUCCGUGGAGCUGGCGCUCCCUUCCGUGGCAGCUUCAGUGACGUCAUCUGUCGGGCCUGCAACCAGGUUGGCCAUAUGAGCCGUGACUGCAUGGCUGGUGCCUUCAUGAUCUGCCACAACUGUGGUGGCCGUGGCCACAUGGCUUAUGAGUGCCCCUCUGUGAAUCUCAUGGACCGCUUCCCCCAGCGCCGUUUCUGAAGGACGUCCAAGGGCAAUUCAGAUGCCUUUACUUGUGGCCCUCUGCGUCAAGAAGCAUUUUAUUUUUAAUUUGCUUUCUAAACUGUAACGAAUUCUAGCUACGUCAGAUGCAAUCUUUAGUUGUAAUUCUGGGAUAUGCUAUUUAACUGUGAUGUUCUGUUGAGGAUAAUCCGCCUGUUCGAUUGCUAAUCAGCCGGCUGGGGCUGGCUUUUUCCCACUGUUGCUACAGUGCUAUGUGAGGAGGGUUACUCCAGCAGCACAUGGCUGGGGCUGGGAAACAGCCAACCGAACGGGCUGAAUAUUAGUAGAUGGGAAUACUUAUGAAUUCCGAAUUCAUCAUGUGAGAUUUUGAUCA
This is a messenger RNA of Panicum virgatum (switchgrass), 1606 nucleotides long. Its product is annotated as zinc finger protein GIS2-like. The transcript is spliced from 3 exons. Lineage: Eukaryota; Viridiplantae; Streptophyta; Magnoliopsida; Poales; Poaceae. The coding region runs from base 487 to 1251 and encodes 254 amino acids. The record is from RefSeq and is a predicted model, not a curated record. Gene Ontology annotation, molecular function: nucleic acid binding; zinc ion binding.